AUGCUAGUGUGGUUAUGCUUUCAGGCAUCAGUGACAUUUGAAGAUGUGGCUGUGACUUUCACAGAUGAAGAGUGGAGGUGUCUGGUCCCCAUGCAGAGGUCACUCUAUAAGGCAGUGAUGCUGGAAAACUAUGAGAGCAUCAUCUCACUGGGCUGGGAGACUAAGCCUAGAAUCCUAGGUGCUUCGGAAGGAACCCUGAGAGAAAGCUAUAGAAAGCGAAGUUCUCUAUGCUCUAAGCAUGAAGUUCAAAUAUUAGCAGGUACAUUAGAACCAGAGAAGAAAAGUCCCAAAGCAGAGACUUGCAAGAAACUCCUUUCUUUGGAUAAAAGCUUGCAGCAAAGGUCAGCACCAUCCAAAAAAGCCCUCACUAAACAUCAAGAUCAGGAAUGUCGUGACUGUGGGAAGACCUUUUUUGACCACUCCUCACUCGUCCGCCACCAGAGGACUCACACUGGAGAGAAGCCCUAUGACUGUCCUGAGUGUGGAAAGGCCUUCAGCCACAGGAGCAGUCUCAGUAGACAUCUGAUGUUCCACACAGGAGAGAGCCCAUAUGAGUGCAAUGCGUGUGGCAAAGCCUUCUUCGACCGGUCAUCCCUAACUGUGCACCAGAGGAUUCACACAGGAGAGAAGCCUUUUAAAUGCAGCGAGUGUGGCAAAGCCUUCUUCGACCGGUCAUCCCUUACUCGCCACCAGAGAAUCCAUACUGGAGAGAGUCCCUAUAAAUGUCAGCAGUGCGGGAAAGCCUUCAGCCAGAAGAGCAUUCUCACUCGUCACCUGCUGAUCCACACUGGCAGGAAGCCUCAUGAGUGCUGCGAGUGUGGGAAGGCGUUCUAUGGUGUCACAUCCCUGAACAGACACCAGAAGGUCCAUACUGGGGAACCACGCUAUCAGUGCAACGAGUGUGGCAAAGCUUUCUUUGACCGCUCUUCUCUUACACAGCACCAGAAGAUACACACUGGAGACAAGCCGUAUGAGUGCAACGAGUGUGGGAAAGCCUUCAGCCAGCGGUGCCGGCUCACACGACACCAGAGAGUUCAUACAGGGGAGAAACCCUUUGAGUGCAGUGUGUGCGGCAAAGAGUUCAGCUCCAAGUCCUCAGUUAUUCAACACCAGAGGCGGUAUGCCAAACAAGGCAUAGACUGAGCAGAAGUCAGCGCUAGACAAAGGGCUUUCCUACAAACUUAGUAGGUCUCCCUGUCACCUACAAAUCCAGCAUUUGCUACUCUGGCCACUGUCUUCCUGUCCCACCACCUCUGCUCCAGUGUCUUAAGUAAACAGUAUACCUACUGUGCUG
Messenger RNA from Acomys russatus (golden spiny mouse), 1294 nucleotides. RefSeq names its product zinc finger protein 2 (gene Znf2). NCBI's taxonomy places the organism in Eukaryota, Metazoa, Chordata, Mammalia, Rodentia, Muridae. The record is from RefSeq and is a predicted model, not a curated record. Gene Ontology annotation, biological process: negative regulation of transcription by RNA polymerase II. Gene Ontology annotation, molecular function: DNA-binding transcription repressor activity, RNA polymerase II-specific. The transcript has 3 exons. The coding region runs from base 1 to 1143 and encodes 380 amino acids.